Acanthisitta chloris (rifleman) is the source of this 789-nucleotide messenger RNA. RefSeq names its product FGFR1 oncogene partner 2 (gene FGFR1OP2). The record is from RefSeq and is a predicted model, not a curated record. The coding region runs from base 1 to 648 and encodes 215 amino acids. NCBI's taxonomy places the organism in Eukaryota, Metazoa, Chordata, Aves, Passeriformes, Acanthisittidae. Gene Ontology annotation, biological process: response to wounding. The transcript has 5 exons.
AUGAGCUGCACCAUCGAGAAGGCGUUGGCGGACGCGAAGGCACUGGUGGAGCGGCUGAGGGAACACGACAACGCGGCCGAAGCUCUCAUCGAGCAGACAACAGCCCUCAACAAACGGGUCGAAGCCAUGAAACAGUACCAAGAAGAAAUCCAAGAGCUCAAUGAAGUAGCAAGACAUCGCCCUCGGUCUACGCUGGUGAUGGGUAUCCAGCAGGAAAACAGACAGAUCAGGGAAUUGCAACAGGAAAAUAAAGAGCUGCGCACGUCCCUGGAAGAGCAUCAGUCUGCCCUGGAACUCAUCAUGAGCAAGUACAGGGAACAGAUGUUCAGGUUGCUCAUGGCAAGCAAAAAGGAUGAUCCAAGUAUAAUAAUGAAGUUAAAAGAGCAACAUUCCAAGGAGCUGCAAGUGCAUGUGGACCAAAUCACAGAGAUGGCAGCAGUGAUGAGAAGAGCCAUUGAGAUCGAUGACAGACAGGGCUGCAAGGAGCAGGAACGCAUCACACAGCUGGAGCAAGAAAACAAAGGCUUGAGAGAAAUUCUUCAGAUAACUAGAGAAUCGUUUCUGAACCUGAAGAAAGAAGAUGCAUCAGAGAGCACCUCCCUGUCAGGAUUAGUGACAAGCAGUGACCUGAGCCUGAGGAAGAGCUAAGGACUGUGGGAGGCAGCAAGCUGCAAUUGCACACUUUACUAAUGGAAUAUCAGGGGUCACUGGUCAAGCAGUUGUUACUGAAUAGGGCACCAGCAAGGGAAUGUGUCAGGCUCCAGGUUAGUGGCUUUUAUCCUGGGUAAA